CAACAACAGUAUUAGUGCGACAAGUUAGCUCGCAACAGUUGUGAAUGGAAGAUAGCCGGAAUAAAUCCUUAAAAAGUGAUUUUCUAGUGAACUAAACAAUAAAACUACUUACAUCUUCUUGUCGAUCGAGGAAACCAGUUGUCUCAAUCUUAGCAAUUUUAAACCGCGAUGUUUCUACGUCGAGUACAUCCCGUCAGAUUGGGCCACGCAAUCCAGCGAAGUUUGACCACAACAAAAUCACGGAAUGAGUCAACGACCACCACCGUUGAAGCACCACAAGCGGUCCCUUCUCCACCUCCGGAUGCUUUUACGGAGGAAUUCCUGCGCAACCAAAUCAAGGUCACCGAGCUCCAGCGGGUCAUCCUCGGUGUGGGAAGUUCCCUGGCCGCCCUUGUGAAUCCACGAAGACACGACAUGAUCGCCUGCCUGGGCGAAACGACCGGCGUGCCGGCACUGGACGCCAUUCGCCGCCAGAUGCUGGCCUCGGACGAGGGCCGGCAGAUUCUGGCGGACCGGCCACGCAUCAACACGCGCACCGUCGACAUGGCCGCGCUCAAGGCCCUGCCCGAGACCAGCUUUGGCCACCAGUACGUUCAUUUUCUCGAGAAGCACGAUAUAACGCCCGAUUCCCGGGCCGAGGUCCGCUUCAUGGACGAUCCGGAGCUGGCGUACGUGAUGACCCGGUACCGGGAGGUGCACGACCUGGUCCACACGGUGCUGGGCAUGCCGACGAACAUGCUCGGCGAGGUGGCCGUCAAGUGGGUCGAGGCGCUCAACACGGGGCUGCCCAUGUGCUACGGCGGGGCCGUCUUCGGGGCGUUCCGGCUGCGACCAAAACAACGCCAAAACUACCUACGCCACUACCUUCCCUGGGCCCUCCGAAUGGGCCGGCAGGUGCACCCGCUGAUGAACGUCUACUGGGAAAAGCGAUGGGAGCAGGACAUGGCCGAACUGCGACAGGAACUGAACAUUGAGGAGCUCGUCAUUAAUUAAAGCCCGCGCGACCAAGAAAAGAAUUCGGCAGUCGUUAUCUACUAGUAAAUAUAUG
Messenger RNA from Culex pipiens pallens (northern house mosquito), 1048 nucleotides. RefSeq names its product ubiquinone biosynthesis protein COQ4 homolog 2, mitochondrial (gene Coq4). Gene Ontology annotation, biological process: ubiquinone biosynthetic process. Lineage: Eukaryota; Metazoa; Arthropoda; Insecta; Diptera; Culicidae. Gene Ontology annotation, cellular component: mitochondrion; mitochondrial inner membrane. The coding region runs from base 169 to 993 and encodes 274 amino acids. The record is from RefSeq and is a predicted model, not a curated record. The transcript is spliced from 5 exons.